This is a messenger RNA of Zygosaccharomyces rouxii, 2613 nucleotides long. RefSeq names its product phosphatidylinositol 3-kinase VPS34 (gene VPS34). NCBI's taxonomy places the organism in Eukaryota, Fungi, Ascomycota, Saccharomycetes, Saccharomycetales, Saccharomycetaceae. Bases 1 to 2613 code for a protein of 870 amino acids. The transcript has a single exon. Gene Ontology annotation, biological process: phosphatidylinositol-mediated signaling; autophagy of peroxisome; endocytosis. Gene Ontology annotation, cellular component: phosphatidylinositol 3-kinase complex, class III, type I; cytoplasm; membrane. The record is from RefSeq and is a predicted model, not a curated record. Gene Ontology annotation, molecular function: 1-phosphatidylinositol-3-kinase activity.
AUGCCCUCUAAAAGCGUCACAUUUUGUGUGUCUCAGGAUCUAGAGACUCCCCUACGGAUUAAGAUCAAAUCUUUAGAAGGACAUAAGCCAUUAUUAAAACAUUCUCAAAAGCUAUCUCAACCAGCACUUUCACAAACAGCUUCCAAUGUUUUCCCUAUCAGUGAUAUGCUAGUAUCUGCUCAAGUGUUUGAUAAGGAAAGAGAUCGAAACUUGACUAUUCCCAUUGUUACUCCCUAUGUUCCCUUUAAAAGUUCAAGGAAAUGGGAUCAAUGGUUGAAUUUACCUAUAAAUUUAAACCAAUUGAAUACAUCAAGCUGGCUAAGAAUUGUUAUUUGGGAAUUUGAAGGAACUAAAAGAGUACCAUUCUUUAUUCUAAAUACACCUAUUUUCAACUUAGAGGAUAAUACACUGAAAAGAGGACAAGAAUCACUGCAAUUCCAAUACGAUGACCCACAGAGUGGUAGAAAACUUGAAAAUGAUCCAUUACUAGACUCCUUAAACAGAUUUUAUUUAGGAGAAGUGAAGAAACUAAGUUGGUUGGACGAAAUGAGUAUACCAACUCUUGCGAAAAAAGCUGAAAGACGAAGCCUACCGAUUGGGACUUUUUUACUCAAUAUUGAGUUCCCUGUAUUUGAACUUCCAGUAGUAUUCACUGAAAGAAGCUACACAGAUGUGCAGAAAAAUAUCCCUACACUGCAUAAUUUCGAACAAAGUAAUGAAGUUGCGGAAUAUACCAAAACAGAGCCGCGCAUGAAAAUAUCCAUGGGUGACAAGUAUAACUCGACGUUGAAAUUUUACGAUCCAGAUCAAUUCAGCAACAAUCCUGUUGAAGAAAAGUAUAGAAGGUUGGAAAGAGCUUCGAAAAGGUCAAAUAUGGAUAAACAUGCAAAGCCAGACACCAAGAAAAGGGAUUAUCUUAAUAAAAUCAUUAAUUAUCCACCUGGUACUCAACUGACAGCACAUGAAAAAGGUAGCGUUUGGAAAUAUCGAUACUAUUUGGUCAAUAACAAAAAGGCUCUUAAAAAACUCCUGCAGAGUACAAAUCUUACUGAAGAGACGGAGCGUACAGAAGUUUUGGAGCUUAUGGACUCCUGGGCAGAAAUUGACAUUGAUGACGCCAUUGAAUUACUUGGUUCCGAUUACAAAAAUAUAUCUGUGAGAGCAUAUGCAGUGAAUAGACUUAAGAAGGCAUCUGACAAGGAAUUGGAGUUAUACUUGCUGCAAUUAGUCCAGGCGGUUUCAUUCGAAUGUCUAUCUACAUUUUCAGACAAAUCCAAUAGUGAAUUCACGAUUGUAGAUAUGGCUCCCUCACAAGCUCUUGAUAACUCUAGUUCCGUGGCAGUGCAACGUCAAAAGAUGAUAAAUUCUACUUAUAAUACAGGAGAAUCUACCUUGGAAGAGAGUGCCAUUGUCAUUUCCCCGCUGGCGGAAUUUUUAAUCAGAAGAGCAAUUAUGAAUCCCAGGUUGGGCAAUUUUUUUUAUUGGUAUAUGAGAUCUGAUUCUGAAGAUAACCCAUUCUUGAACCAGAUUAUAGAUUCCUAUUGGAGUAGGCUACCGAAAAACAGAUUGAUCAUGCUAGAAGAUCAAAUUAAUUUAGUGAGCAUAUUGCGAGAUCUUUGCGAAGAGGUCAAAAGGCUUAAAGAUACUGUCGUUAAAAAGCUAGACCUUUUGCACCAUCUCUUAGCGACUAAAUUAAAGCAUUUUCUUAAGAACCGUGAAAUCAGCUUACCGUUGGAUCCUGAUGUUAUCAUUACGGAUGUAUUACCAGAAAUUUCGAAGGUCUUUAAAAGUUCACUUUCUCCUCUCAAGAUUGCAUUCAAGACAAAAACUGGGUCUAUUUAUUCAUUGAUGUACAAGGUCGGUGAUGAUUUGAGACAAGAUCAGCUGGUCGUUCAAAUCAUUAGCCUGAUGAAUGAACUACUGAUGAAUGAAAAUGUAGAUUUGAAAUUAAUACCUUACAAAAUUCUGGCUACUGGUCCUCAAGAAGGUGCCAUCCAAUUUAUCCCCAACGAUACGAUGGCUAAUAUUUUAGGUGUUGAGCAUGGAAUUCUCCCAUAUUUUCGUUCUCAUUAUCCUGAUAUGAAUGCAGAAUUAGGAGUUCAAGGAUGGGUUAUGGACAAUUUUGUCAAGUCCUGCGCAGGGUACUGUGUGAUCACAUAUAUUUUAGGUGUUGGUGAUAGACAUCUGGAUAAUUUGUUGAUUACACCAGAUGGUCAUUUUUUCCACGCUGAUUUCGGAUACAUUUUGGGACAAGAUCCCAAGCCCUUCCCACCACUGAUGAAACUCCCGCCACAGAUUAUCGAAGCAUUCGGUGGUGCUGAAUCCUCUAAUUACAAUAAAUUUCGCAGCUACUGCUUCGUGGUCUAUUCUAUUCUAAGGAGAAAUGCUGGAUUAAUAUUGAACUUAUUCGAACUUAUGAAAACUUCUAAUAUUCCUGAUAUCCGCAUUGAUCCCGAUGGGUCAGUAUUAAAGGUCAAGGAAAGGUUCAACUUGGAUAUGUCCGAGGAGGAGGCCACUGUACACUUCCAGAAUCUGAUCAACGACAGCGUCAAUGCUCUUUUGCCCAUCGUUAUCGACCAUCUACACAAUUUGGCACAAUAUUGGCGAGCUUAA